Molecule: messenger RNA, 519 nt
Organism: Rhododendron vialii
Lineage: Eukaryota; Viridiplantae; Streptophyta; Magnoliopsida; Ericales; Ericaceae
Exons: 1
Coding region: 1-519 (172 amino acids)
Source: RefSeq, a predicted model, not a curated record
AUGAUGGAAAAGAUUAAACUCAUUCGAGAAAGAUUAGAAGCUGCACAAAGUCGUCAGAAGAAUUAUGCGGAUGCCGGAAAAAGAGAGGUAGAAUUUCAAGAAGGAGAAUGGGUGUUUCUAAAAAUUUCACCCAUGAAAGGGGUAUUGCGCUUCGGAAAGAAAGGAAAAUUAAACCCCAGAUACGUUGGACCAUUUGAGAUCCUAGAAAAGGUAGGAUCUGUAGCUUAUCGAUUAGCCUUGACUCCCGAGCUUGCCAACAUCCACGACAUUUUCCACGUAUCAAUGCUAAAGCCCUAUGUGUCAGACCCAACGCACGUAUUAGCCUUGCCGCCAAUAGAACUAAAGCAGGACCUCACUUAUGAAGAGCGACCAGUUAGGAUCAUGGAUCGUCAAGAAAAACAACUAAGAAAUAAAAUAAUUCCACUUGUUAAAGUAUGGUGGGAUAACCAUUCCGGAGGAGAAGCCACGUGGGAAAAAGAGGAUGACAUGAGAGCACGAUACCCGGAGCUUUUUGAAUAA